CAGAUUUGUGGCUUUCACUUCCACUUGUACCAGGUGGGCGGAGUGGCCUCUUGUAGACGAAUCAGAUUCCUCCUCAGCCCCAACUUCAAGAGGUGAGCACGGGGCUCAGCAUCCCAGAUACACAGGCAGCGGCAGCAGCAGCAGGAGUGGGAAAGACCAGAGGUCAGAAGCAUGGAAGACCAGCGUGACCUCAUCUCCAACCAUGAGCAGCUGCCCAUGCUGGGCCAGCGCCCCGGAGCCCAGGAGAGCAAGUGCAGUCGUGGAGCCCUGUACACGGGCUUUUCCGUCUUGGUGGCUCUGCUCCUGGCUGGCCAGGCCACCACUGCCUACUUCCUGUAUCAGCAACAGGGCCGGCUGGACAAGCUGACGGUCACCUCCCAGAACCUGCAGCUGGAGAACCUACGCAUGAAGCUUCCUAAGCCUGCCAAGCCUUUAAGCCAGAUGCGGAUGGCCACUCCCAUGCUGAUGCGGGCGCUGCCCAUGGCAGGCCCGGAGCCCAUGAAGAACGCCACCAAGUACGGCAACAUGACACAGGACCACGUGAUGCACCUGCUCCUGAAGGCAGACCCCCUGAAGGUGUACCCGCAGCUGAAGGGCAGCCUGCCAGAAAACCUGAAACACCUUAAGGACUCCAUGGACGGCUUGGACUGGAAGCUCUUUGAGAGCUGGCUGCAUCAGUGGCUCUUGUUUGAAAUGAGCAAGAACUCGCUGGAGGAGAAGCCCUUUGAGGUUCCACCCAAAGUACUGACCCAGUGCCAGGAAGAGGUCAGCCGCAUCCCUGCCAUCCACCCGGGCGUGUUCAAGCCCAACUGCGACGAGAACGGCAACUAUAUGCCGCUCCAGUGCUAUGGGAGCAUCGGCUACUGCUGGUGCGUCUUCCCCAACGGCACCGAGGUCCCCCACACCAGGAGCCGUGGGCACCGUAACUGCAGUGACCCAAUGGAGAUGGAGUAUCCGUCAUCUGGGCUGGGGGUGUAAGCAGGAUUUCAGUCAGUCGCCCCGUGAGCUCAGCAGACGCAGACGCCAGCACCCAGACAGCCCUGCAAGGCCACAGCUUCCCUCCCUGCCCCAGCCCCUCUCCUUCCCUUACACACCCCUCCCCUUGCUGUCUCCCACCCUGCACCUCAUUCUAUGAGACUCUGCCUCUCCAUCAGCCUUGGACACAACGAUCAUAUCAGAAUGGCAUAGAUUAGUGGUACACUUGCUGCCCAAACUCCCAUCCACUAGCAGGAACGCAAGGCCCAGGGACAUGGACCAUGAGAGAGGCUGACCCCCACUGCUGCCACCACAGCAGGCUGACACGGAACUCCAAGAUCAUGGAAGUGGUGGGCAGGUGCAGGGAGAAGGGACGGCACUGUCCUAAGUACCAGGACGGACACCUCUGCUGUCCCCUCCCCUCCAGGCCUCAGUUUUCCAGCCCUUUAACUGGGGGCAUGAGCCACCCCUUCCCUCUUCCCGGCAUCAUACACCCAGGAAGAACCAGCCCCCGCAAACUGCAGCCCCUCCCCUCACUUUCUGCCACCCCCUAGUUCCCUCUGCACAGCCAAGCUUGUCAUCAGCCCUCCAGCCACGGCUCCUGUGAGAAUAAAAGGUAGUGAGUAGAACA
Bubalus bubalis (water buffalo) is the source of this 1606-nucleotide messenger RNA. RefSeq names its product CD74 molecule (gene CD74). Gene Ontology annotation, cellular component: cell surface; cytoplasm; membrane. Lineage: Eukaryota; Metazoa; Chordata; Mammalia; Artiodactyla; Bovidae. The transcript has 9 exons. The record is from RefSeq and is a predicted model, not a curated record. Gene Ontology annotation, molecular function: cytokine receptor activity; MHC class II protein binding; macrophage migration inhibitory factor binding. Gene Ontology annotation, biological process: positive regulation of peptidyl-tyrosine phosphorylation; negative regulation of DNA damage response, signal transduction by p53 class mediator; antigen processing and presentation. The coding region runs from base 172 to 978 and encodes 268 amino acids.